GGAGCAAUAUAAAUCAAGUACAAAAGACAGUAAAUCAGGACACUAUAAAAGGAACAUGAGAGGCUGUGGGGAUGACAGAUCAAGAGCUGGAAACAAACAUCAGUGAAGAAUGAAGGCUUUAGUAUGUAUACUGCUGCUGUUGGAAACCUUUGUGUUUGUCGUCCAGCAGCAGGUAGAUGGAGGACUCAAUGAGAAUGAGAUCAGUCAACAGAUCAGCUCUGAGGACGGAAGACAGAAUCCACCUCAAACAGACACUUUGAGAGCUGAAGCUUCAACUGACAGCCAACAAUACUGUAAUCUGGGCAUCCCUGACAUCCAUGCAGCACUGAGAGAACUGACCGCCACCGUUACAGAGCAGAAAGCAAACAUCAGAGAACUGACCGCCACCGUUACAGAGCAGAAAGAAAAGAACAGAGAACUGACCGCCGCAGAUACAGAGCAGAAAGAAAACAUCAGAGCUUUAGAGACGCAACUGAGGGAACAACAGAUGUUUAUCCUGGAAGAGCUGAACAAGAAAAAUGAUGAAAUUUCAAAUCUUACUCUGAGUCAAGUGGAGGAGUUGAGAAAGGAAAAUAGAGACAGAGAAAUAGCUUUUUCAGCUGGACUGAUGGAAUCUGGCAGUGGAUAUAUUGGUCCUUUUACCACUGAAAUCACACUAACCUACAGGAAAGUCUUCACAAACAUAGGGAACGCCUACAACCCAGUUACAGGUAUUUUCACAGCCCCACUGAAAGGAGCGUACAUGUUCAGAAUCUCUAUAUAUGGUCAUGGUGGAACUGGAGCAACUGUAUCCAUUAUUAAGAAUGGACAGCACAUGGUUAUGGUGCAUGGGGAUCAGGCUCAGGGUACGUUAAACUCCUCAAAUGGAGUUGUGUUGAUCCUGGAGGUUGGAGAUGUUGUCUAUGUGAGACUUUGGUCUGGCAGGAGGAUAGCAGAUAGCGAGAAUAACCACAACACUUUCAGUGGUUUCCUACUGUUUCCCUUAAGAGAACAAGAGCUUUGCAGAAUGUGAUUCCAAUAAUUCUGAACCUUCAGCGUAUAAUUUAAGAUGAAGCUCAUGAAGAAUCAUUAACAUAUGAAACUGUAUGAAAUAAGGACUAAUGUGUGUUUGAAAUUUGCAAUAGAUUACUGUAUAAAAGUCUGAACUGUCUAUAAAUGUAACUUUAAUGUACAUUUAAUGUAACAAAACACUUUUGAGUCACAUGUGAGAUUAAUUUGUCCUGUCUGUCUCAGUGCUGAAACUGUUUGUUUCAGCACUG
Ctenopharyngodon idella (grass carp) is the source of this 1259-nucleotide messenger RNA. RefSeq names its product heavy metal-binding protein HIP-like. The transcript has 4 exons. Lineage: Eukaryota; Metazoa; Chordata; Actinopteri; Cypriniformes; Xenocyprididae. The coding region runs from base 110 to 1012 and encodes 300 amino acids. Gene Ontology annotation, molecular function: protein binding. The record is from RefSeq and is a predicted model, not a curated record.